Exophiala mesophila is the source of this 2049-nucleotide messenger RNA. RefSeq lists its product as uncharacterized. Lineage: Eukaryota; Fungi; Ascomycota; Eurotiomycetes; Chaetothyriales; Herpotrichiellaceae. The transcript has a single exon. Gene Ontology annotation, cellular component: endoplasmic reticulum. The record is from RefSeq and is a predicted model, not a curated record. Bases 1 to 1665 code for a protein of 554 amino acids. Gene Ontology annotation, biological process: GPI anchor biosynthetic process.
AUGUACAUAUUUUCAUCGGCAGUGCGGCUGCUGAGUUGCGGUCUUCCUCUUGCUCUUUGCUUGACAAUUUAUCUCUAUCUCUACCCCGUCUUCCACGGAUGUGUGUUUCCCCCUAAAGAUGCCUCCUACAUAACGGGCUGGUCCCAGGCCUUGGGCACCCAUUGGAAUCCUUCCUCGUCAUCCACUUCUGGAGACUCCGACCGUGUUCCCUUUCGACUGCUUGUCCUAGCAGACCCUCAGCUCGAAGGAGACAGCUCACUCCCACCCCCUGAGAAUGCCCUGCUCGCAAAGCUGACCCGACACUGGGUAUCCAUUACCCAAAAACAAGAUGAACCAUUGUACCCUUUGCUGGCAGACACAGCGCGUCAAAUCUGGCUCAAAGAUCUUCCUGAAGCAUUUCAAACACUGCGGAAACAGUUGGAUCUCUUUGGGAAUGAUUAUUACCUUGGCCACAUCUACCGCACCUUGCAUUGGUGGUCCAGGCCAACCCAUGUUACCGUUCUGGGCGACCUCAUUGGUAGCCAGUGGGUGACGGAUGAAGAGUUUGAAUGGAGAGGAUGGCGAUAUUGGAACCGCGUCUUCAGUAAUGGCCAUCGGGCAGAAGAUCAAAUUACCAUAUCGCACGAUCCCAAACAACAAACUACCGUGUCCAUGUCUGACCCUCGGUGGGCCACCAAAAUCAUCAACAUCGCAGGCAAUCACGACGUAGGAUAUGCCGGAGAUAUCUCGCACGCCCGUAUCAACCGGUUUGAAAAGAUGUUUGGCACAGCAAACUGGGAUGUUCGCUUAGAGUAUAAGCAAGACAACAUCUCUGAACCCUCAGCUGGUCCCCUUCCUUCUCUCCAUCUCAUUGUCUUGAACAGCCUUGUCCUAGAUGGCCCGGCCAUGGUCAAAGAUAUCCAGACGCAAACAUAUGAUUAUCUGAAUGGCCUGAUCUCCCACAGGCUGCGUCCAGUGGAAGAUCGGACUUCUUUUACCCUUUUAUUGACCCACCUACCUCUGCACAAACAAGCAGGAAUCUGUGUGGAUGCCCCCCAUUUCGAUUAUUGGGGCAACGACGAUGGAGGCGACAAUUAUGGCCCUCGAUCUCUCAAGGAGCAGAACCAUCUCAGCGAAUAUGCUAGUCGUCAAGGCACCCUAGAAGCUGUAUUCGGCAUGUCAGGCAAUUUGCAUGCUCCUUCACGUGGUACAGGUCGAAGGGGAGUUAUUCUGAAUGGCCAUGAUCAUGAAGGUUGCGACACCUGGCACUUUGUCCCCAAUGGUACUGUAUGGCCAGUACCUGACUCAGAUAAAGACAAGGGCGAUGAUGCUCAGAAAACGCAGUGGCAGGUCUCGCGUUGGCAUACAGCAAACUUGACUGAAGCUCAUACCGGUGUCCGGGAGAUCACGCUUCGCAGCAUGAUGGGCGAUUACGGUGGAAAUGCUGGCUUAUUUAGUGCCUGGUUCGAUUUCGAAAAAGGCGAAUGGGACUUUGACAUUUGUAUGUGUGGUUUAAAUGUCAAGAUCUGGUGGGCGGUUCAUGUUGUUGAUCUGGUUUGUUUGGUGCUCAUCAUCGGAACACUGAUAUCUUAUGCCAUCUCCACAAAACCCCAGGAGCAGAAGAAGAGUGAGAGACUUACUGUCGACAAGGUCUCUGUUGAAAAGGCAUCUCCUUCGCCAUCUUGAUGUUGUCGUUUUGGUUGCCAACCGGUCCAGUCCACGUCUGGUGUGCAGGGCCAAGCGAACACGAGCUCAAUCAUGGCUAUGAUCCGUCCUUAACCUCCUCCAGAUCACAUUGCCAUAUCUUUUCGGGGGAAAUUCUAUGGACAUUUCUGAGGUAGCAGACAGCGAUGAACCCAAGGAGGCUAGUCUAGCCUUAGUGGGUGCGUUUUUUCACGCUUCACGACCAGAUCUCAUAUCAAGGCGAAGACGCAUCUCUCGUCAAAUGAAGAAACAGUUACAUGAACACGGCACAUACCAUGACUCAGAUUCAGAUUCAGAUUCAGCGGUGCGAAUACAGUGACAGACCUAUUUAUGACUACUCUUGCCAUUCUCCAGUCACACUCUGCG